UGUAAAUUUGUACUAGCGGGGCUCCAAGAUGUGGAUUGCCAGUUCGCCAAAUCCAAUCCAACUGAAUUUUUGCUUCCAAUCUUCCCGCUGCUCUGCCCUUUCCUACUUCUGAUCGACAACCCAUUCAUUCGACCCGGUGCUUUGGGCUCUGCCAUCUUCCUUCGCCUCUCUCAGUAUGCCGUCUCGGAGAUCUGGGACGCCGGCGUUUGUCCUGUUGCUUCUUGUGAUCUCCCUCUCCUUUUGCACAUCAAGUUCCGAGCUUGAUUCUCGAUGGGCAGCUAAGAAGCUGGAGAUGCGAGACAAGGUCCGAGAGAUGUUCUAUCAUGCUUAUGAAAACUACAUGACCUACGCGUUUCCGCAUGAUGAGCUGAAGCCUCUUACCAAGUCAUACACAGACUCUCUAAGCGAGCUUGGGAAUCUCAAGCUUGAGCAUUUGCCUACAGAUUACAGUGGCUCGGCCCUUACUCUCAUUGAGUCAUUAUCUAGCCUUGUUAUAAUGGGAAACAACACAGAAUUUGAAAGGGCAGUUGGUUGGCUGUCGAAGAAUUUGUCAUUUGAUGUUGAUGCCAGGGUAAACCUUUUUGAGUGCAAUAUAAGAGUUCUCGGAGGGCUUGUUUCUGCUCAUAUUCUUGCAUCUGACUCGAAGAAUCGGUUGAUUCAAGGUUCUUAUGAUAAUGAAUUGCUGGGUCUGGCUGAAGAUUUGGGCCGGCGUUUCUUACCUGCAUUUGAUACACCAACUGGUUUGCCUUACGCCUGGGUCAACUUGAAGGAAGUGAGAAUAUGUUUCUGCCUUUUUCCUUUUGUAAGAGGGAUAUAUGACUCCGCAGCAAUGCAAAAUUCUGUGGACAGUAUGGAGUCAUGGAAGGUGAAACUACUGAAACUAGCACUUCAGGGUGUGGUGAGAUUCAUAACCAUACAGUUCGCUUUGCUGCAUUGUUCUCUCAUACUUGAAAUGGGAGCACUGUCACGAUUAACUGGGGACCCGAGAUAUGAAUUUGCAGCUUUACGGGCUCUGAGGAAGUUGUGGAGUAUGCGUAGUUCAUUGAACUUAUUCGGAACAACUCUAGAUGUGAUGACUGGAGAGUGGAUUGAGCACUCUUCUGGGAUUGGAGCUGGGGUUGAUUCUUUCUACGAGUAUCUAGUCAAGGCUCAUAUUCUAUUUGGAAAAGAUGACUACUGGAGAAUGUUCCAGUCAGCUUAUCUAGCUGUGCAGAAAUACUUCAGACAUGGCUCAUGGUACCAUGAAGCUGAUAUGAGGAGUGGAAGAGCAACUUAUUGGCAGCUGACAAGCCUUCAAGCAUUUUGGCCUGGUCUACAGGCAAAGGUGUCUGAUUGUAAUAUUAUUAAUCAGGUUCUUGUGGGGGAUGUCAGAGCUGCGAAUUCCUCCCAUCGAGAGUUCUUUUCUGUCUGGGAAAAGUAUGGGGUGCUACCAGAAAGGUAUUUGCUGGAUUAUCAGACUGUGCACCCUACAGAAAAGUAUUAUCCACUGCGUCCUGAAUUGGCCGAGUCCACAUUUUACUUAUAUCACGCGACUAAAGAUCCUUUUUAUAUAGAGGUGGGCGAAGCAAUAGUUAACUCUCUCAACUUCUACACUAAAGUUGAGGGAGGAUUUGCUAGCAUUCGAGAUGUCACAACUAUGCAAAGGGAAGAUCACCAGCAUAGUUUCUUUCUCGCGGAAACGUGCAAGUAUCUGUAUCUUCUCUUUGAUGAUUCGUUUUUAGCUGGUAGAAACUAUGUGUUUACAACUGAGGGUCACCCUCUCCCAGUGCUAAGUGAUUGGCAUGAUCGACUUCCAGAAGCCUACAUCCCAUCAAAUUGGACCUAUGUCAAGAGUCGGAUGCCAACGGAACGAGCAAGUGCGAUGUCACUGCAAGUAUGUCCUGCAACAAGCUUGAAUCUGGGAGAAGGCCAGCAGCCAAUCGAGAGCGUCUGCCACGUCGUUGAUGCCCGAGGGGACCACCGGUGUCUGAGAGACGAGGAGUGUGGGGUCGAUGCAACCUCCUGCAGAAGCAGAUCGUGUAGCAUUGCUGGAUACUGUGGGUUGUGGCUGUUGGUAUAGCGCGCACACACAUCGAUGAGAUUAGAUGACCGCCAUAUAUACAUACAUUCUUUGAAGAACACUAACAUGGUUAGCAGUUAUUUAACAGGGAAACCACAGAGCUCAGAAAGCAAUCAAAGAGCAAUGAAAUGGCAUUUGUAGUAGAAGUGUUUAAAGGGAUUAUUGCUGGGCGCAGAUAUAGAAACAGAGAGGAUGGAUUCUUGUUUUCGCAAGUGGGGCGCAUUAGUGAAUCAUUAGAUAUUAUGAGGAUGAGUUGGUUAUAGUUGAUAGUUUAGGGACCAAAAAUACAAUACGCGUGAUGUAACUAUUUUAAUUUUUAAAUAGCAGAGUCGAGAUUCGGAGAAAGGUGAAGCGU
Molecule: messenger RNA, 2414 nt
Organism: Linum tenue
Lineage: Eukaryota; Viridiplantae; Streptophyta; Magnoliopsida; Malpighiales; Linaceae
Source: the annotation of a GenBank genome assembly